AUGGCGAACAUGCUACCCCUCAUCGCGCUAGCUCUGACACUCGGUGAUCACACCCUCGCACAAGCCUCGUGCACUUACGCCUCUCUCCAGUCUCUCACCUCAACCUACGUCGACUCCCAAACUCAGGGCGACCCCACGCUCCUCAUAUCCAACUCCCUCCUCCCAUCCAUCACAUACACCGAAAACUUCAAACCAAGCAGCCUCAGCACAUCGAUCCUCUCCACCCCUCUCAAAAUAGACCACACCCGUUCUCUGCACGACACAACCCAAUGCGCAACCUACACCGAAAUCAUCGUCGCAAACGGUGAGGCUCACUACGUCAUCGGGACCCAAAUCCGACUGGGCGAAGACGGGGAGAGCGUGGAGAAGAUCGAGACUAUUGUCACGACCGAGGGCGACUGGUUGUUCAACGCCACAGCCACGCUCUACUACGCCUCUCGCGAGGACUGGUUCACCAUCCCCGAGGAAGAAAGGGACACUCGGGAGGCCAUUCAAGCAGGAGGAGAUGCGUACCUCGACCUCUUCAACGAUCCUACCGUCCAGGUGCCGUGGGGGCAACCAUGCGCCCGCCUCGAAGGCGGGAUUUACUCUGGGACUAUCCCCCCGAGUCCAGAUGAUACGUGCAACGUAGGUGUUCCUGAGGGCAUGCCAAUCGUAGAUAGGCGGUAUGUGAUUGACGAGACGGUUGGUGCGGUGGAUGUGUUUGUGGAUUUCAAUGGCCCUGGUGGGAGACCAGAUAGUCACGAGUUCAGGCUUGAGAAGGGGAAGCUGCGGUUUGUGCACACCCUGACUUACAUGAGGGGGUAA
Molecule: messenger RNA, 807 nt
Organism: Coprinopsis cinerea okayama7#130
Lineage: Eukaryota; Fungi; Basidiomycota; Agaricomycetes; Agaricales; Psathyrellaceae
Exons: 1
Coding region: 1-807 (268 amino acids)
Source: RefSeq, a predicted model, not a curated record